AUGUACCGCCCUUCUCGCCAUAAUUUAAAGACAACCCUCGAUCUCUUUGGUUUCGCUCACCUUCCGAGGUUUGGAGAUUCAAGCAUGGCCGGAAUUUUGUUACUGGCCCUGUGUGGCCUGCCGGUAUACAUUGCCAUCAAGAGCAUUUACAGGCUAUACUUCCACCCGCUCAGCAAAAUCCCUGGGCCCAAGCUUGCAGCGAUCACCGGUGCUUAUGAAUUCUAUUUCAAUGUCAUCAAGCGAGGAAUGUUCAUUUGGGAAAUGGAGCGUCUCCAUGAAGUAUACGGACCCAUUAUACGCGUUACCCCGAAUGAAGUCCACAUCAAAGACUCGGACUACUACGAUGAGAUCUACGCUUCGAAUAAGCGCCGGCGCGAAAAGGUGUACGACCGAGUCGCCAAGUUCGACCUCGAGGGCUCGGGAUUCUCGAGCAUCUCCCCAGAAGACCACCGGAUGCGUCGCGCACAGAUAGAAAAGUACUUUUCCAGACAGUCAGUCACUAACAUCGAGCACGUCAUUUACGAAAGUAUCGACAAGCUCGAUGAGCACUUCCAGCGUGCUUUCAAGACGAACCAAGUCGUCGGCGUUGACGCCGGCUUUGCAGGCCUGACUUCCGAUAUCAUCCACAACUACGCCUACGGCUUCAACAGUGGAAAUUUGGAUCAUGAAAACUUCAACGAGAACGUUAGAGAUGGAGUCAAUGGGCUGCUUAAGCUCGCUCAUCUCCUCUUUCACGUUCCCAUCCUGCAAACUAUCAUGAAGAUGCUUCCAUUGUGGGUUCUGGAGAAAUGCAACCCGUACGCCUAUGCCCUGCAAAGCCAGAAGGCCGAUCUUCUCGACCGAACAACAAAGUUCAUACAAGGCCAUUCCGCAGAGUUGAAGAAUCGCCCCAUCAUGGAGAUUCUCUGCACAUCGGACAUGCCCGAGGAACUGCGAGAAGCUGUACGCCUCAACAACGAGGGUUUCGCCAUGGUCAUCGGUGGUAUUGAGACUACUGCGCGAUCUUUGGCUAUUGCUUCUUUCUGGCUGAUGACGAACGACACGAUCAAGAAUAAAUUGCGGGAGGAGCUGCGUACUGUCAUGCCGACGCCGGACUCUCGUCCGACAUGGAGCCAACUUGAGCAAUUGCCUUAUAUGUCUGCGGUCGUUUCGGAGACACUUCGCCUCUCAACUGGAAUCGCCAAUCGAUCACCUCGUGCUGCGCCUUCUGAAGCAUUGGUAUACAAGGGAUAUGUCAUUCCUCCCGGAACACCUGUCAGCGAGACAAACUACUUCGUCCUGACAGACCCGGAGAUCUUCCCUGAUCCACACACCUUCGACCCAGACCGGUGGUUGCGUGCUGCCGCCAGGGGACAGCGCUUGGAUAAGUACAUGGUCAACUUCUCGAAGGGAACUCGGAUAUGUGUUGGCAUGAACCUGGCAUAUGCCGAGUUGUACCUCGUGCUGGCGGCGUUUGUCCGUCGCUAUGAUAUGGAGUUAUUUGAAACGACGGAGAAGGACAUUGCCUUUGCCCGUGACUUUGGUACUCCUUACCCUGACGAUGGCAAUAUUCGCGUGCGGGCUAUGGUCACGAAGGUCAUUGAGGAAUGA
Molecule: messenger RNA, 1590 nt
Organism: Penicillium olsonii
Lineage: Eukaryota; Fungi; Ascomycota; Eurotiomycetes; Eurotiales; Aspergillaceae
Source: the annotation of a GenBank genome assembly